AUGCCUGUCGAGCUUCGCAAGCGCAAGGCCCCCGAGCCUGCUCCGGCUCCGGCGCCCAAGAAGGCCUCGUCCAAGGUAGCCAAGGCGGCCGAGAAGGUCAAGGGCGCCGUCAAGGGCAAAGCCGAGAAGCCCGCCGAAAAGCCUGUUGAAAAGGUUGCCGAGAAGCCCGUCGAGAAGCCCGCCGCCGCCAAUGGCUCUGACAAGAAGGUCAAGGCGGUUAAGGGUGAGACAAUCGACCUCGACGGCUUCGGCGGCGACAUUGAGACCAACGAUGGCGAGAAGAUGACCCUAAAGGAGCUCGUCGACAAGAGCAAGGCCGGCGUCGUCCUCUUCACCUACCCGAAAGCCUCGACUCCCGGAUGCACCAAGCAAGCCUGCCUCUUCAGAGACUCGUACGAGCCCCUCACCAAGACGGGUUUCGCCAUCUAUGGCCUGUCUAUGGACUCGCCCAAAGCCAACACCACCUUCAAGGAGAAGCAGAAGCUGCCCUACCCGCUGCUCUGCGACCCCAAGGCGACCCUGAUUGCUGCCAUUGGCCUGAAGAAGCCGCCCAAGAGCACCCAGCGCGGCGUCUUCGUCGUCGAUAAGGCCGGCAAGGUCCUCAUCGCCGAGCCUGGUAGCCCCGCGGGCACCGUUGACGUCGUCACGGCGCUGAUUGAGGGCGGCGAUGUCGACGGCGCCGAGGAGGCCGCGACUGAGGCCCCUGCCGCCGAUGCCAAGGAUGAAGAGGAGGCGGCCAAUGGAGAAGCCAAGGCUGAUGAGGAGAAAAAGGAGGAUGCUGCCGAUGAGGCCGAGAAGAAGGAUGAGAAGAAGGACGACACGGCUAUUGCUUCGACCGGCAAAACCUCGGCCCUCCGGUUCCUUGCCAGAAACUGGAGCACUCUCUCCCGUUCCCCGAACCUCACAACCAACCUCAAGCUGGUCAUCGAACCGUUUGCCAAUCGAAACCCACCACUCCAAAUCUCCCCUCCACCGUCUACAGACGUCGCCAAAGAUGGCCUCCAAGGCAAUUGCGAAGGCUGCGGCAGGCGGUCUCGUGGAGAUCUCCCAGCUAACCUUGUCUUCUUACUCCUCCUACAGAAGCACACCCUCCAGUCCACAGGCAUCUGGGAACGCAUCCGCCGCUCCCUGGCCAUCGAUCCCAACCGCUCCUCCGGCGUGCCCUUGAACCCGACCUUCCGCAACCCGGCACCGGGCGCCAACGACCCCCUGGCCUACGACGACCCCGUCACCGUCCCCGCGGGCGACAUCGCCGACAACCCGUACUGGAAGCGCGACGCCCGCCGCAACUACCCGGCCAUCAGCGUCGUCAGCCAGGCCGACGUCGUCGGCCUGCUGGCCGUCGGGUCCGCCGCCAACCCGCGCGUCGAGCUCAUCGGCGAGGCGGGCGAGAAGGCGCUCGUCGCGGCCAAGGAAGAAGGAAAGACGACGGGCAUCGCGGCUUACCUCGAGAAGAACGCCGCGCAGGGCGCCGUCGAGGCGAGCAAGGAGGCGCUGUUUACGAAUGGGUUGCCGCCGACGCCGAGUGGUGAGAAUUUGAAGAGUGGGAAGUGGGAUGUGCACAAGUACAAGGUCAACGAGGAGCAGACCUACGGUGAAGGGUGA
Colletotrichum costaricense is the source of this 1605-nucleotide messenger RNA. RefSeq names its product AhpC/TSA family protein. The transcript has 4 exons. Gene Ontology annotation, molecular function: oxidoreductase activity; antioxidant activity. Bases 1 to 1605 code for a protein of 534 amino acids. NCBI's taxonomy places the organism in Eukaryota, Fungi, Ascomycota, Sordariomycetes, Glomerellales, Glomerellaceae. The record is from RefSeq and is a predicted model, not a curated record.